This is a messenger RNA of Durio zibethinus, 3108 nucleotides long. RefSeq lists its product as uncharacterized. The record is from RefSeq and is a predicted model, not a curated record. Gene Ontology annotation, biological process: protein phosphorylation. Lineage: Eukaryota; Viridiplantae; Streptophyta; Magnoliopsida; Malvales; Malvaceae. Gene Ontology annotation, molecular function: protein binding; protein kinase activity; ATP binding.
AUGGAAUACCUGCAACUUUUACUGCUUUUCUCCUUAUUUCAGACUCACUUAUACUCGGUUAUGUGCCAGAUGGGAGAUUUGGAUUCCACAACUGACAAAGAAGCCUUGCUGUCUUUCAAACUCCAAGUCAGUGAUCCUCAAAAUAAACUUUUAGGUUGGACACAGAAUUCUUCUCAUUGCAACUGGUUUGGUAUUUCUUGCAGCAGCAAUGGAUCCCGAGUUGAGUCCCUCCAACUUGGUAGACUUGGCCUUGUCGGCACCAUAGCCCCUUCCCUCUCAAACCUCACUUUCCUGCAUACACUUAACCUUUCCCACAACUUAUUUCAUGGUCAAUUUCAAUUGGAGUUCAGUAGGCUUUCCCUUCUUCAACAUAUCGACCUAAGAAAUAAUUCCAUUAAUGGAACUGUUCCUGGAAUUCUUUCUGAUUGUCAUAACCUUGAAACACUUAGAUUAACAGGGAACAAAUUUAGUGGCAACCUUCCAGCCGAACUAGGCAAUCUGCAAAGACUCAGAAUCCUGGAUAUCUCUAUCAAUAACCUCACUGGUUCACUCCCUCCUAUAUUUGGAAACCUUUCCUCUUUAACUUAUCUUGCUCUGGCAAGAAACGAGUUACUUGGUGAAAUUCCGAGUGAGAUUGGUCACCUUAGAAACCUUCAAACAAUUCAGCUUUCAGAAAAUCAUCUCACUGGCCAAAUCCCUUAUUCGAUUUUCAACAUUACUUCCUUAGUUUUCUUGUCUGUAACACAAAAUAACCUUUCAGGAAAACUACCAAAUGACAUAGGUCAAGCUCUUCCAAAUCUCAGGGAACUGUAUUUGGCAUUAAACAGGUUUGAAGGGAUUAUACCUGGUUCUCUACCUAAUGCUUCAAACAUUGAAUUUCUUGACCUGUCUAGAAACAGAUUUCAUGGGCCAAUUCCUCUGCUUGUCAACAUGAGAAAACUUAUCAUGCUGGACCUUGGUCAAAAUUCUCUCUCUUCUACAACAGCUCGGAAUUUUCAGUUGAUUGAUUCUCUUACAAACUGUACGCAGCUGGAAUAUCUGAUGCUAAAUUCCAACAGACUUUCUGGCGAAUUUCGCUCAGUCGCGAAUCUGUCAAGCAAUAUCCAACAUUUUUGCAUUUCUGACAAUUUGUUGACUGGUAGCUUUCCUCAGGGGAUUGAGAAGUUUCAAAAUCUCAUUUCCCUUUCAGUAGAGAAGAACUCUUUUACAGGUGAUAUUCCAAAGAGCAUAGGUACACUUAGAAAUUUACAGAGCUUUUUGGUCUACCAGAACAUGUUCACUGGAGAAAUUCCAGAAAUCUUUGCUAAUUUUACACUAGUUUCUGAAAUCAUAAUGGGAACUAACCUGUUCUCUGGUAGAAUUCCCACCAGCCUUGGAGACUGCCAGCAGCUACAAACAUUGGACCUGUCUUGGAAUAGGCUCAAUGGAAGCAUACCGAAAGAGACUUUCAGGAUUUCUGGUUUAAACUACUUGAUUCUGGGACAUAACAUGCUUUCGGGUUCUCUCCCAAGUGAAGUCGGCAACUUGAAGCAGCUUCAAGUGAUGGAUGUUUCUGAGAAUAAGUUGUUCGGAAAUUUAACUUCAUCAAUCAGUGGGUGUUCAAGUUUACUAUAUCUCAACAUGUCAAUAAAUAAUAUCAAUGGUGAAAUCCCGUAUUCAUUAGGAAAGCUAAUUUCAUUAGAGGUUUUGGAUCUCUCUUCUAACAAUCUUUCUGGAAAAAUUCCCCAGGACUUGUCAAAUCUUCAGUCUGUCAAGAUGUUAAAUUUGUCUUUCAAUCAUUUGGAAGGAGAAGUUCCAACAGGAAAAGUCUUCUUGAAUCUUAGCUUGGUUUCUGUCCAGGGGAACGACGCCCUCUGCAGUAGUGAUCAAGAAAUUGCUAGAAAUUUGGAACUCCCUCAAUGUAACACAAGGGGUAGAAAAAGGAAUCACCUGCUCAAAAUUUUAGUUUCUGCUGCUGGAGUUUCUUUGUUUGUAUGUUUUAUUUUCUGCUUUGUGUGUGUAUUGAUGUCCAGAAAGAAGAAACAGAAGGAGAAAGGCAGUAAAUCUUCACUUUCGUUGAAGGGGUUGCCUCCAAUGAUAUCUUACUUCGAUAUCCGGCUUGCUACAAGCAAUUUUGCUACUGAAAAUCUGAUUGGCCAGGGGGGUUUCGGGUCUGUUUAUAAAGGUACAUUCAGCGUUAGUGAUAAUGGAGCCCACAGCAACAACACUACACUUGCUGUGAAGGUUCUUGACUUGCAACAAAGCAAAGCCAUUCAAAGUUUUCUUGCUGAAUGUGAGGCCUUGAGGAAUGUUAGGCAUCGAAACCUCGUAAAGAUCAUCACCUCAUGCUCAAGCGUCGAUCAUAAAGGAGAUCAAUUCAAGGCCUUGAUUAUGGAGUUCAUGCCCAAUGGCAACCUAGAUAAGUGGUUAUAUCUAGAAGAUGAGGAAUCUGGGUUAUGUUUGACCUUGCUUCAAAGGCUGAAUAUUGCCAUUGAUGUAGCUUCUGCCAUGGAUUAUUUGCAUAACGACUGUGAACCACCUGUUGCGCACUGCGAUUUGAAACCUGCAAAUGUACUUUUGGAUGAAAAUAUGGCAGCUCAUGUGGGGGAUUUUGGAUUGGCGAGGUUUCUUUCUCAAAAUCCAUCCCAAGGGGAGAGUAGCACAAUGGGUGUGAAAGGCUCAAUUGGUUACAUUGCUCCAGAGUAUGGUCUAGGCAGCAAAUCUUCAACCAGUGGAGAUGUCUAUAGUUUUGGAAUUCUUCUGCUUGAAAUGUUCAUAGCCAAGAAGCCAACUGAUGGGAUGUUCACAGAAGGACUAAGCCUUAAUAAAUUUGCAUCAGCGGUGGAUAGUAAUCAAAUUUUCGAGAUUUCUGAUCCUAGGCUUUUGAAGAACGAUGGAAGUUUACUACAAAGCUCAUUUAACGCUUACUCAAGUGACAGCAGCGGCAGCAGCAAUAACGGCAUCAGCAAUAAUGACAGUAAUCAUUGGCCUAGGAAAUUAUAUGAAGAAUGUCUAGCAGCUGUGAUAAGAGUUGGAUUAUGUUGUGCAGCUCAAUCGGCCAAAGACCGUUUAUCCAUGAGAGAAACCUUGACGAAGUUGCAUGAGAUUAAGAAAAUUUUUCUUAAUUAA